AUGAAUAAUAUAUAAGAAUUUUUAGUUUAGAAAUUUUUUGAGCCUUCUCAAGAUGUGAUAAAAAUGAUUGCCUAAAAAGAGUUUCUAUAUAUAGCAUAUUCAAAUGAGAUUAUUGUCCUGUCACUUAAGCGUUUAACUCAAAGAAAGGAUAUUAUAAAGAAAAAAAUAAGCUUUUAAGAGAUUCAAAAAUUUCAAACAUUUGAUGCUUUAACUAGUGCUUUUAAUGAUAAUGAUUAAACAAAAUUUAUUGGAUUAGCAUACAAGAAUGAUAGCUAUCCAAUUUUAUAUAGUAGCAAUCUUGAAAAAAGAAUAAUAUCACUUAAUUCUGAAUAGCCAUAGAUAAAAGAUUUCUAUGUAAUAGAAGAAAAAGUAAUAGUUUUGUGGAAUAAUGGAGCAUUAGUUACAGAUCAAGAAUUAAUGUUUGACAAUGUUAAGGCAAUAUCGAGUUGGAAUAAGAAUUUAGCUGUUUAUAGAAACAAUGAAUUAUUGAUUGGAAACAAUAAAUUAAAUUUAAAUUAAGAGUAUAAAGACGAGAUAAUGUACUCGCAUUCUAUUUUGGUUUUAUAUAAUUCAAAUUAAAUACUUAUUCAUGACGAAAAAAGCACAAAUCAAAUAGCCUUUUCUGGAGCUUUAUAAAUAGAUGUUAUUGAUUAAGAUACUUUAUAUAUAUUAUGCGGUACAUAGAUUUAAAUGUUCAAAAUAAAAUCAAAGUAAAUGCAUAUAAAAUUGGAACUGCCUUUUAUAAGCAAAUUUUAUAGAAUUAAUGAAUAAGACUUCUUGUUUAAGAAUGGAAAAUUAUGGAUUGCCAAGAAAUGGAAUAAAAUUAAUAGAGUUAUUUCGGUUUGUAAAUCAUACAAUCAAAUUUUAGAGUUUGUAUGUCUCAAAGAAUAAGUAGGAUAAUCAAUAAAUUGUGUUAUAAUGGAUAAGGAUCCAAAUGAGAUUUGUAAAUUGAUGAUUCAACCCUCAUUAGAUAGUAAUUUUUAACAACCACUUGAUUUCAAUGAUUUCAAGAUAUAUUACUUUUAUAUCAAAAAGGAAGUUUUAUGUUUAGAGAUUGCUAUAUCAAUUUAUGAAAAGAAGAUGAAAGUUUAAGAUUAAUAGUUACAAUAGUACAAAUUUGAGGAUAUAAAGAAAGCAACAGGAUAAGCUGUUAUUAAUUUAUUAAUGUUACUUGGUGAGUAUGAAAUCUAAAAGGAAUUUUAUAAUGGUGUAUAUUUAUAAUAUCUUCAGUUGAAGCCAAUUAGUGAAAAAGUAAAAAUAUAGAUUGCUGUUGUUAAAAACAAGUUUUUACCAAGUCUUUUAAGAAAAGAGGAUGUUUGUCCAAUUUGUCGACAACAAUUGAUAACAUGGGUUACAUGUCCGACUCAUAGAUUCAUAAGAUGUUAAACUACACUUGAACCAAUAUAUUUAUAAUAACUUUAUGUUUGCAGAGGUUGUGAUUUAAGAUCCAUCGAACCAAUUAAAGUGUGUCCUAUAUGUGGUUGUGAGAUGAAAAAAUUAUUAAAAUAUUGA
Messenger RNA from Paramecium sonneborni, 1512 nucleotides. The record is from the annotation of a GenBank genome assembly. NCBI's taxonomy places the organism in Eukaryota, Ciliophora, Oligohymenophorea, Peniculida, Parameciidae.